Akanthomyces muscarius is the source of this 369-nucleotide messenger RNA. RefSeq lists its product as uncharacterized. The transcript has 6 exons. Bases 1 to 369 code for a protein of 122 amino acids. NCBI's taxonomy places the organism in Eukaryota, Fungi, Ascomycota, Sordariomycetes, Hypocreales, Cordycipitaceae. The record is from RefSeq and is a predicted model, not a curated record.
AUGGCGCGAGACCUUCGCGCAAAAAAAGGAGAGAGCCUUGCCAGUCAAAUUGAAGUGGGUGAGGACGGGGGACGCUCCCGGCUGUUCGACACCAAUCGCACAGUUAGCAUGUCUUUGUCAGGCUCCUUGCAAUUACGGCUCAAAAACGCUGCAUUACACGGCGGUCUACAAAGCAGCCCGUGCUCGACUACUACUCACAUCGCCCGCUUCGUAGACAAAAUGGUGCCAAUCGUCCUCUCGGAGGCGCAUCACAUCCAUCUCGGUCGCGAGCCAGCUCACCCCGGCGCGCCGGUCUUCGCGAACCCACGCGUUGCAUCAAGCAUCAUUUCCGCGUCGCUGUCCAUUGCAGCGCGAUUGUGCCUGUCAUAG